AACGUCAUUGUAUCACUCAAAAUCAAAACAAUUGCAAAUAAAAUAAAAUUUCAUCAUACCAUCAGUGGUCACUUGUGACGGUCACAAAAAGACUCUUAAAAUGAUGUAUUCGAUUCCAAAACCAAGAAUAGAUCAAAGUACUCUCAAAUGUAAGCAACAAAACUGCGAAUUUUAUGGAAAUGCACAAUGGGAGUAUUAUUGCAGCAAAUGUUAUCGUGACAAAUUGUUAAGAGAACGAUUAGCUCAAGAAAGUCGUGCGAAAAUUGUUCAUGGACCAAAAAAACACCAGACGUCAUCAAAACACUCUGGAGAACAUCAUUCCAAGGCUCCUAGUGGAACGACACCAAAUGAGGAUAAAAAAUUUAAAAAGAGAAAUAUUCUUGAAGUUUUUAAAAAGACAACAAAUCUUACAUCGAUAGAAAAUUUAAAAGAUUCAAUGAAACAGCAUCGAAAUGAAAGUCGUGUCGUGGAACAUGUUUCAAUGGCUCAUAUCGAAAUGUUGAAGUCUCUUAAAAUAUCUGAUCAAGCAAAACGAGAUUUCAAAAUAAUGAUAAAAACUCUCGAUAAAUCCAUUAAUCGUUCUUAUGCCAAUGGUUCUCCAAUUGAUCGGAUAUCUGAACUUAUUCAAAAUGGUUACACAAGAUUUGCAGACUUUACGGAAACAAAAGAACUUUCAUUCUCCGAUACCCCACCGGAAGUGAAAUUACAAACUCUUGAUUUCUUCGAGAAAUGUAUCAUGACUCAUCACUACAAACAUUUAUUUUCUCCUCAAACGACUGAUGAUGAAGAGAAAGAUCAAAUCAUUCAGAAACGAAUGAAACAAUUGAACUGGAUAAAUGCCAAACAUCUUGUAUGUAGUAUCGAUGAAAGGAAUGAAGAAGUUAGAGAUUUAGUUUAUUCAGCAAUAACAGAACUUGCUGCGAUGGAUUCGUUUGCAACGCCACAAGAGAAACUUGAGUGUAUCGUGAGUUCAUGUCGUAUAAUCUUUACACUUUUAAAGAAAACAUGUGAUGGUCCAGCAAGUGCUGAUGAAUUCCUACCAGCUUUGAUUUUUGUCGUUCUAAAAGCUAAUCCUGUUCGUCUUCAUAGCAAUAUUAAUUAUAUUAAUCGCUUCAGUAAUGCUAAUCGGAUCAUGAGUGGAGAAACUGGAUAUUAUUUUACGAAUUUAUGUUGCGCGAUAAGCUUCAUCGAGAACUUGACAUAUGAGUCAGUGCAAUUAACCAAAGAAGAGUUUGAUGAGUUGAUGUCAGGUGAAAAUCAAAUUCAUUCAGCAUGGGAAAGUGCUUUACUUGCUUGUGAAAGUAUGAACUUAAUUUCAUCUAAUAUGAAGAUAAUGAAAGACUUGAGGGAGAGAAAUCAAAGAGUCGAAGAUGAUAUUUCGUUGCUCGGAGCUGAAAUGAGAGAAUUCAAAGAUGAAAUAUUCAAAAAAAUUGCUUCAACUAUUGAAUCAGCUCCACUUAUAAAGAAACCAAUUAAAACUCCAACGAUAGUCAGCACACGUUUGUCAGGAGCAUCAAAUUAUCACAUUAGACGAUGUUCAACUCCAUCGGAAUCAUCAGCAAAUCGUCAUUCGCAAAAUCUUUCAACACAACAAAAAAUUGUAGAAGAAAAUAAAAAAGAUUUAUUAGCGUUGGAUGAGUCGAAUUUUGAAACCUUAGUUAAAAAUAUUUCUGAAAAAAUGGAAAUGAAACCAAGUGGAACGCUCAGUACAAGUAAUUCUACUGAUUUCUUGUCGAUAUCACCGAUUUUUGGGCAACCUUACGAAGCACUUUCAUUUGAAGAAUCACUUGUGUCAACAGCUGAAGAAGAUUUAAUACGAGGCAUUCGUAACAUUAAUUAUGAUAUUGAUUUUAGCGAUAGUCCCGAGAAUUCUUUAGCAGAAGAAAUUGCUGAGAUUAGAAAAUAUUCGAGUAUAGCAAAAGAAGUGACGAAAGAAGGUGAAAAUUCUUCUAUGACAAUGAGUAAAAGUUAUUUAGAAGAGUUUGAUCCAUUGAUGGCUAAAGAUAAUCAACCAGAAAGUAACACUUCAAAAAGUUUGAUUGACGAAUCACCAAAUGAUUAUCUGAUGCCCGAUCCCUUGCUUCCAAUCAAAAGUGAUUAUCGAUUGUCAUCGCAAACAAGUAAAAUCCAAUCAAUUUCUUGUGAAACAGGAAAAAAUCCAAGUCAUGACUAAAAAGUUUCAACAGAAUUCUAUUUUGGAUAAUCUUACUUACAACAUCUGAAUAAAAAAUGUAUAAAAAUUAUUCAUGAAAUCGCAGUCUUUUUUUCCUUUACUCUCAUGCUAAAUACUAUUUAGUAAAUAGAACUUUAAGCAUUUUUGUUUUGUCGCGUCACUUUUCGUUGUUGCUUUUGUUUUUUUAAUUUCCUUUCUGCAUAAAU
Clunio marinus is the source of this 2379-nucleotide messenger RNA. Lineage: Eukaryota; Metazoa; Arthropoda; Insecta; Diptera; Chironomidae. The record is from the annotation of a GenBank genome assembly.